Messenger RNA from Capsaspora owczarzaki ATCC 30864, 306 nucleotides. RefSeq lists its product as hypothetical. NCBI's taxonomy places the organism in Eukaryota, Filasterea, Ministeriida, Capsasporidae. Gene Ontology annotation, molecular function: nucleic acid binding. The transcript has a single exon. Bases 1 to 306 code for a protein of 101 amino acids. The record is from RefSeq and is a predicted model, not a curated record.
AUGCAAGACGGCAGCACGCCCAUCCACCAUGCACCCGAAGUGCACGCCUGGUUUAGUGCAAACAACAUUGGCCUCAUCACCUGGCCUGAAAACUCGCCCGACCUCAACCCACUCGAGGACGGCUGGGAUUUGAUCAAGGCCGAGGUCUACAAGUCCAAGUCCAUGAAAACCCAAGAGGCGCUGUGGCAACGCUUCCAACGGGUCUAUGAAAAAGUGUUAACGCCGGAUGUCUGUCUCGGUCUGAUUGACUCGAUGCCGCGACGCAUCCAGGCAGUCCUCAGUGCUGGUGGUGAUGUACCCAAGUAG